Electrophorus electricus (electric eel) is the source of this 4103-nucleotide messenger RNA. It is a transcript of the gene dla, whose product is annotated as deltaA. Gene Ontology annotation, biological process: Notch signaling pathway; multicellular organism development; cell communication. Gene Ontology annotation, cellular component: membrane. The record is from RefSeq and is a predicted model, not a curated record. Gene Ontology annotation, molecular function: calcium ion binding. Lineage: Eukaryota; Metazoa; Chordata; Actinopteri; Gymnotiformes; Gymnotidae.
GCGACAGGCGACCUCCCACCAGAUACAAACGCACAGUGUAUGUGGAAGAAGGAGGAGGCAACCGCAAAAGAGGCAUGUUGGACCAGUGACAAAGCCUGGCUUGGAACAGACCACGAAGGAACUAAACCUUCAUAAACACACACACUACCAAUCGCCCACAACCUCGACUCUUCCAGAAAUUUAAAACGGAUUUUGGGGAUUAUAAUCUUGACGGGAAUCAACAAGUAAUUCCACGUAUUUAUUUACGGUGAAAAACCUUUUGGAGACGCCAAGGCGCAAGGAAGAUAGGAGUUGGGAUCUUGAUGUUCACUUGACAUUAAUGGAAGCAACGUGGUUUACUCCGAAGCGCUUUUGAGAGCAAGUCACCAGAUGAGUCGGUUAGCGAGGAGAAUCGGACUUUGAAACGCGCGAUCUUUUGUAAGGAGCAACAGACAGAGCUGGGAGCCAAGUUGCUCAAAGACUUUCGAAACCUAUUUAUUUAUUUAUUUAUUAUUCGCCAUGGGACGCAUGCUUCUGUGUGUCUCCAUCUUGUACAUCUUGGCGUGCCAGGGUAUUUGCUCUGGUGUUUUUGAGCUGAAGUUACAGGAGUUUCUCAACAAGAAAGGUGUCCAAGGCAACAAGAACUGCUGUAAGGGUGGACUGACGUCGCUGUAUCAGCAGUGCGAAUGCAAAACCUUUUUCCGUAUAUGCUUAAAACAUUACCAACCCAACGCGUCCCCGGAGCCGCCGUGUACCUACGGAGGUACCGUUACUCCGGUGUUGGGGUCCAACUCUUUCCAGAUCCCGGACACGUUACCCGAUGGCUCUUUCACCAAUCCGAUCAGGAUGAAUUUCGGUUUCACGUGGCCGGGUACCUUUUCACUGAUCAUUGAAGCAGUCCAUGCUGACUCCAAAGACGACCUCACAACAGAAACCCCAGAGCGUAUAAUCAGCAGUAUGACCACGCAGAGGCACUUGACGGUUGGGGAAGACUGGUCCCAGGACCUACACAGCGUCGGGAGAACCGAGCUGAAGUUCUCGUACCGCUUCGUUUGUGACGAGCACUACUACGGUGAAGGAUGCUCGGUCUUCUGCAGGCCACGAGACGACACCUUCGGGCACUUCACCUGCGGCGAGCGCGGGGAAAUCAUCUGCGACGCAGGCUGGAAGGGACAGUACUGCACCGAACCAAUAUGCCUCCCCGGAUGUGAUGAGGAACACGGCUUUUGUGAAAAACCCGGAGAGUGCAAGUGCAGAGUUGGCUUCAGAGGCCGAUACUGUGACGAGUGCAUCCGGUACCCAGGAUGUCUCCACGGAACCUGUCAGCAGCCUUGGCAAUGCAACUGCCAGGAGGGAUGGGGCGGGCUCUUCUGUAACCAGGAUCUGAACUACUGCACGCAUCACAAGCCUUGCCUGAAUGGAGCCACUUGUAGCAACACUGGCCAGGGCAGCUACACCUGUUCCUGUCGCCCGGGAUACACUGGAACCAGCUGCGAGAUCGAGGUCAACGAAUGCGCGGGGAACCCCUGUCGGAACGGAGGGAGCUGCACCGACAUGGAGAACACAUACAGCUGCACUUGCCCGCCUGGUUAUUACGGCAAGAACUGCGAGCUGAGUGCCAUGACGUGUGCGGACGGGCCGUGCUUCAGUGGCGGGCGGUGCGCCGACAGCCCCGACGGAGGCUACUUCUGCCAGUGCCCCACGGGUUAUGCCGGCUUCAACUGUGAGAAGAAGAUAGACCACUGCACGUCGAGCCCUUGCUCGAACGGUGCCCGCUGUGUGGACCUGGUGAACUCUUACCUGUGCCAAUGUCCUGAAGGCUUCACGGGCAUGACGUGUGACCGCGCCAGUGACGAGUGCUCCCUCUACCCCUGCCAAAAUGGCGCCACCUGCCAGGAGGGCCCCAGCGGCUACACCUGCACCUGCCCCCCGGGGUACACGGGGCGCAACUGCAGCUCCCCCAUCAGCCGCUGCCAGCACAAUCCCUGCCACAACGGCGCCACCUGCCACGAGCGCAACAACCGCUAUGUCUGCGCCUGCCUGCCCGGCUACGGAGGGCGCAACUGUCAGUUCCUGCUUCCGGACAGAGCUUCCCAGACGGCGGGCGACAUUCCGUGGACGGCGGUGGGGUCGGGCGUGCUGCUGGCCCUGCUGAUGAUUGUGGCGUGCGCUGUUCUGGUGGUGUGCGUUCGCUCCAAGGUGCAGAGGCAGCGGAGGGACCGGGAGGAGGAGGCAGCCAACGGGGAGAACGAGACCAUCAACAACCUCACAAACAACUGCAACCGGGACAAGGACCUCAGCAUCAGCGUGGCGCCAGUGAAAAACAUCAACAAGAAGAUCGAUUUCCAAGGCGACCACGAUGACCUGGGUGUGGCUACGGAGAAAAACGGGUACAAGUCCAGGCACCAUGCCUCGGACUACAACCUGGCGCACGAGGUCAAGUAUGAGGUCAAACACGAGGUGAAGCUGGAGCAUGCUGGGAAGGAAAUGUCCGUGAAGGAGCUAUCCGAAAGCUGCGAAGACGUGAAGUGCCAAACCUCGCAAGACUCCUGCGAGUCUGAAGAAAAACGCAGAAAACGUCUGAAAAGUGAUGCUUCAAAGUAUUCAGAGUCAAGAUACUCCGAUUCAAAGUUCUCAGAGUCAAAGUGCUCUGAGUCAAAGUAUUCCGAGUCGAACUAUUCCGAUUCGCUGUAUUCCGAGUCAGCGCGUGCAUCGGCAUGUGCGUCGGCGUCUGUGUCGGCGUGCGUCGACGCCAAAUACAAAUCCGUCAUGGUUAUGUCGGAGGAAAAAGACGAAUGUGUAAUCGCCACUGAGGUGUAGCGGGUCUCCUGGGCACCGAUGCUCAUUGUGUCCUAUGGGAGACGUUUUGGACUCCCGCGUGGAAAAUGCUGCUGUUCGAAACCUUAGGUGGAAGCGUGCCACCUCUUGACCACUGCUGCUGAGAGAGUAGGACUGUUUUAACUGAUAUUCAGGGUGAGCUGGUUCUCUGUUCUGAACGACGCACAGGCUGAAGCUGGCCUGUCUACUCGGAAACCUACAGAAAAAAGAUUUAGGGGAGGGGGGGGGGGGUGGUCACUAAACGUUUGCAGUCCCUAUUUCAAAUAUGUAAAUUUGACCUGUAAAGCCAUUUUAUAAAGGUGUUGGACAAUAUGUGUCCACCGUUUUGUUUUGUUUUUUAAAUUUGUGACAAAAAAAGAUAAAUGAUCAUAAAGAACAAGAAGAAGUAGGAAUUCAAGGAACUGUAUCGCGACAUUUUGCCAUGUGGUGUGCGGUACUCUGGCAACGUUGUGGCAAUGUUUUAUCAAUAUUUUGGCAACAUUUGCUGUUUUUUAAUUUCUCGCCAAUAUCUCCAAGCCCACACAGGCUAUUUCUGUGCCCAGAGUCUGCACCAAACGUUAAAGACGUUAUAUAUAGUAUAAUGUAGAAAUGUAUCACAACGUUUUUGCCAAAUAUCCAUCUCUUGGAUUCUAUGGCAGCGUUGUGGCAACAUUUUAGCAAUAUUUUGGCAACAUUUGCUGGUUUUCUCGCCAAUAUCUCCAAGCCCCACAAGUCAGUGUGCAAGAGACUACAUCAGAACGGUGGAUGUUAGGCCAUACUGGCUUGUCUUUCACGAGGUUGAAUGUUGCAUGAUGUCAUAUCCUGUCACAUGACCAGUGGAGAUUAUAUGUAUUAUUUGAUCACUGUGUAAAUGGGAAAAAAAGUGUGCAAAAGAUCUCUAAGUCUCCCGAGCCUCCACUUCUGUUUGUAAUAUGGUUUAUAUGGUUUUGAAUAUGUAUGUAAUUAUUUUCCUGUCAUGAAAAAGCAUUUGUGUUAAUAUGAAUAAUAUCUUUAUAUGUUUGUUUUGCUUGUUUCUUUUUUUAUUAAAAAAGCUGUAUGAGUUAAUUUAUUUUAUUUAAGUUGUAAGUUGUAUUUCUAAAGUUUUGUAAUGUUUUUAAGAUUAUUUAAGUUUUUUAAGUUGUACUUGUUACUUGCAAUGGCACUUCUGGUUGCUGGGAUGUUUCAAAAAAAUAUUAUUUAAAAGGCUUGUAAAAAGAAUGUUAUCAAUGCUAUUGUCUCAUUCCUCUUUUACUUUUGUUUUUGUUUCGGGAAGGAUUUAGCUUAAAUUAUUUUUCCAAAUAAAGAUU